This is a messenger RNA of Ornithorhynchus anatinus (platypus), 699 nucleotides long. RefSeq names its product cytoglobin-2-like. The record is from RefSeq and is a predicted model, not a curated record. Bases 1 to 531 code for a protein of 176 amino acids. The transcript is spliced from 5 exons. Lineage: Eukaryota; Metazoa; Chordata; Mammalia; Monotremata; Ornithorhynchidae. Gene Ontology annotation, molecular function: heme binding; oxygen binding.
AUGGGGUGCGCUCUGGCCAGCCCUGGCGGGGGGCCGGAGGUCGGGGUGGAGCCCGAGCCUCUAUCCGCGGAGCAGAAGAGGCUGGUGCGGGACAGCUGGGCUGCCCUGCACCGAGACAUCGGCCACAUCGGGGUCAUCGUCUUCAUCAGGCUCUUAGAGACUCACCCAGAAUGCAAGGAUGCCUUCUUCCAUUUUCGAGACGUGGCUGACUUGGAGGAGCUGAGGAGCAGCAGAGAGCUGCAGGCUCAUGGGCUCAGGGUCAUGUCCUUCAUCGAGAAGACGGUGGCUCGGCUCGGGGAGCCAGAGCAGCUGCGGCAGCUGAUGUGGGAUUUGGGCCAAAGCCAUCACCGCUACGGCGCCCCACCCCGCUACUACCAGUACGUGGAAGAGCAGUUUCUCCAGGCAGCCCGGGACAUGCUGGACCAGAAGUGGACGGAGGAGGUGGAGGCGGCCUGGAAGAGCUUGUUCCGGUACCUGGUGGCUGUCAUGAAGCUAGGCUACGCGGCCAGCGAAGAGGGAGGUGAGGACUGACCCUUCCACGGCUCUCCCACAGCCAGCCUUUAAAGCAGGGGGAUGUCUCCCUUGCCACCCCAAGUAUUUCCUAAGUCCACCCCCUUUCUGCUCCUGUGGAACCAAGGCCCCGACUUUCCCAACCCCACAAGAAGCUGCUUUCCAGUGAAUUAAAAGCCAAGACCAGGG